Microplitis demolitor is the source of this 5874-nucleotide messenger RNA. RefSeq lists its product as uncharacterized. The record is from RefSeq and is a predicted model, not a curated record. Bases 883 to 2136 code for a protein of 417 amino acids. NCBI's taxonomy places the organism in Eukaryota, Metazoa, Arthropoda, Insecta, Hymenoptera, Braconidae. The transcript has 7 exons.
UACUCCAAUAGAGCCGCAGUAUCGCUUUCACAUUUCGAGAGUACAGUACGGAAAUUAAAGUGUCCUGAUCGUGUCUUGUCCACCGAGGGCGGCUUUAUAAAAUCUCAUACAUAUAUAUCUAUAUAUACAUACAUCUACACGUCCAUCUAUAAACACAAUUUUCUUUUUGUUCUAAAAUAAAUUAACUUUUGUGACAUCGUGUGAUUAAAAUAUAAACAAAUAGUAGUGCAAUAAUAUAAAUAAUUAGCAAUGUCGAUUAUUUUGGUUGCCAUGGCAACGUUAAUUUGACACGGACGAAAAAACAAUAUCCUGUUGCAGACAGAGAAGAGAAUUCUCCCGAGGACGCUACAAAGCGCGUCCGGGACCUUUCGACCUCUUCCUUUUUUUAAUUUUACUCCUUCAAUUUUUUUUUUUUUUUUUUUUUUUAUAAUUAACAAUUACGUUAAUUUUCUUGUCUUUCUAGUCGAUAAAUUAAAAUUUAAAUUUAAAAAAAUUUAAGUGUCAGUUUAAAAAACGUCAAGUUUUGAUCCUCGUAGGAUUUAAAUUUUUAAAGGCUCAGGAUAAAAUGUCAUGGGAUCCAAAUGUGUCGAUAUUGUAAAUUUAAAUUAAAAUGGAUUUUUAAAAAUGUGUUGAUAAAUAUAUAAAUAAAUAAAUAAACGUGUAGAUAAAUAAUCAAAUUAUAUGUAAAUAUAAAAGUUUUGUAAAGUGAAUUUGUUUAAAAAAAUAAGUUUUUUGUUGGAACGACGAAGUGGAUUUUCGUUCAUGGCCAGAUGACAAUCAGCUGUUGAUUACUAUUGUAGAUACCAAUGUUUGAUAAUCAGGAAGACUUGUGGAACUUGGUGGGAUGCACUCCGUCCAAUCUUAUGAUAAUUAAAGGAUACGAUGCUAUCGUAUGCACUGCCUGCGGGGGGCAAGACUCCACCAGGAGAAUUAACACAAGGUUUCAAUCGUCUGACAAGAGUUCAACAGAAUCAUGGCGAGCAGAUGAUGCGGAACGGAUUGGCGACAGUUGGGGCACCGAACCGAGUAGCCGAUGGCAAUAAAACAGCAUCAAAUAAUAGUAGCGUUAAGACGAUACCGACGACUACGACUACAACUACGGGAACUACGAUAUCUACAUCAUCAACGACAAUGAUCACAACAACAUUACCCUCAAUGAGGAUUGAGGAUGAAACAAUGCGAGAUAAUGGUCGAUGUCAUCAAACAGAAAUUACAAAUGACAUCAGUCCAAAGCAUAAUGGAAAUGGUACAACAACAACGACGACGAGAAAGUCAACGCUUCAUACUUCCAGAGUUACCAAAGACGAUAGUCUUCAUAGUAUUAAUAGUGAAGCUAGUACUGUUGGAAGUGACCGGAAAUCCAAGAUUGCUAAUGGCGGCAAGCACGCAAGUCUCAAAAGGGUGUCUUUUGGAUCGAGUAAAGGCUCAAUGGUCGAAACGUUAGUUUACGAAACUCCAGUCCAAGAAGAGCCUGAGAUGAAUAAUUUUCUUGAACAUAACGGCCGAGUUCCGAUUGCUCCAUUUCCUGAUACAGAUGAAGGCAGAGAAAAAGUUCGGGUCGCGUUUCUGGGACCUCAACCUCAUCCUGCAACGCCUGGUGUCCUUCUGCUCGAACCCUUGAUACCUACAACAGGUCAUUUUUCUGAAAUAAUGUCCUCCGGUACUGCAGAACUUCUUACCACUCAUACAGAGCAUACAUCUCCAGCGUACCAUGCUCAAAUCAGUACGGAUAGUGGAUGGGACAAUCCAUUUAGGCCAGACGGAGAUUUAUCCCGAGAAGCAGACGAGAUAGUAGAACUGAUAAAAGGCGGAAAACCUAUAACUCCAACACCAGGUCAAACUGCACCCCCAUUACCAGGAUGUGAUGGUAAAGCAAUUGAUGAGCAUGAUUCAAGUACCAGUCCAUUGCUGAACACAUCAACAACCGAACGGACGAAUCAGGGGAAUGGGAACCUCCAUGGGAACGUGAAUUCCAACGUCAAUAAGCAGCCCGUUAGCGAGAAGGUCGGUUCAACAACGAGCACGGCGACCGUGGAGGUCAGCAGAGUGACAGCACAGGGUCCUGGAGAUGCGUCUCAAGUUGAGCACGUGACUCUCAAGAAAAAGCCCAAGUGCAAAUGUUGCGUUCUUCAGUAACGCAGUUUAAUAAUAAUAAUGACAAAAAAAACUAAUAUUAAUAUUAAAAAUAAUAAAAUGAUAAAUUAUACAAUAGCAUUAUUCAUAAAUGCUGUUUUGUAUGAAUCUAUUUAUUUAAUUCAUACAUUAAAUUGACACGGACGCGGUUUACUGGAAACGAAAAAUUCUCAGUCAGUCAGUCAUUCAUUUUUUAUGCUAAUUGAGACCGUGACAAGUCUCUUUAGUUUUAACUGUUUAAAAUAUUUUUUUUCACACUGACUUGAGUUGAUAAUUUAAAAAAAAUGCUAAAGAAAUAACUUUAACUUAUGAUAUUAAGAUUUGAAAUAAAGAGUUUAGUGUUAAGGAUAAAACAAAUAUAUAACUAAGAGAGAAAUAAUAAAUAAAUAUGUGCAUUAGCGCUAUUUUAAACAGUACGACUUUGAAUAAAUGAUGAUGGUCAAAAAAAAAUACAACGGAUAAAAAUGAAAGAAACUGAAAAUGAAAACAAAAAAAUUGAUAUAUUUAAAAAUUUAUUGUAGAUACAGAAUGGUAGUUAAUGAAUAGCUUGUAUGCUUUUACUAUUGUGGUUAUCAUCGUUAGGAUUAUCAUUAAAAAAAAGUCCAGAGAAUAAGUUAUCAAAGGGCUGAGUUUUUUUUACACACACAGACUUUUUAUUUGAAAGAAAUAAAUAAUAAAAAAAAAUUACAAGUAAAUCUUACAGCAAUUAGUUAACAAAAAAAGUAAAUAAAUAAAGCAGAUAAAAUUUAUUUAAAUGUGUGUGUGCCUUGUUCGAUUUGCCCGAUAUUUUUCUCACGAGACUGGAGCAAAAAUAAAGAUACAAAAGAAAAGAAUUUUGCAGAAUAUAAACUUACAGCUGUAGGGGCCACAAGUAAAGAUUCAGGAUUUUUAGAAUUUUAAAAAUUGUACAUAAAUAUGAUAGAUUUAAAAAAAUAUAUUCGAUAUAUUUAUUAUUUCCACGUGUUACAAUGAGAUUUUAAUGGAUGAAAUUUUAUUUAUUUAUUUUGUUUUGUUUUAUUUCUCGUAUAUUUUACAGUUAUUGUCAUUAUUUUUUUUUAAUUAGUAAUUAUACAAAAUUAUUUUAAAUUUCUGCUGUGAGUGCACAAAAUAAUUGUAUAAUGUAUAAUCAUUAAUAUAUAUUUUUAAAAAAUUUUUAUCAAUUAUGUUUGUUUUUAUAAAUUUUACUUGUGUUUUUUUUUAUUUAAUAAUGAAGGUUUUAUCAAAUUGUAAUGUAAUUAAAUUUUUUAUAUUAUAUUUAUAUAAAUAUACAAUUAAUUGAAUGAAGUAAAUACAUGUAAUACAAGUAUGGUAAUGGUCUAUAAAUGGGACUCCAUCUGUUUUAAAAAAGUAAUUAUCCAAUAAUGUAUAUACCGCUUUUGGAUAAUUUCCACUAACAAGUAUGUUACUUGUUACAUAGCGGCCGAUUGAUUAUAUUUUUUGUUAUGGCUUCUAUCAUAAAUAUUUAUAUCUAAAAUUUUUUUUUUAAUUGACUUUUUUAUUUUUUAAUUUUUACAAAUUACUAAUAUGCGCGAAAUGACAUAACUGAGACAUUUUCGAUUUUUAAGGGAAAACAAUCGUCAGAGAUCAUAAAUCUAAAACGCUCCCUAUCAAAAAAAUCCAUGUGGGAUUGCAUGGGAACCCAUAGGAAUUUAUGGAUUCACGUAAAAAUUCAUAGGAAUUAAUGUAGGAGUGUAUGAAUUUGUAUAAAAAACCAUGUAGGAAACCAUGGGUAUCUGGAUUUCCAUUUUGACAUGGUGUAGAUUCCCAUGGGAUAUUGAGAUAAAAAUCCCCAUGGAAAUUCAUACUAGAUUCUAUGAAUUUGGUAUGGUGUCGAUUCCCAUAGAAACCCAUGUAAGAAUCUAUACCAUCUAUGCUGGAUUCCUACAGGAAGCCAUAUGGGAAUCCAUCUGAAAACGCCAUGUGAGAACCCACACAGGAAUUCCGGCUGGAUUCCCAUAUAGAUUUUUUUGAUAGCUAUAAAUUUUAUUAAACCUCCUAACGUUGUCUUCUUACAGAACAUAACUUACUGACGUACUCAUAGUAGUUUUCAUUGGCAACAACUUAAGCUUUUAUGUUUCUUCUAAAGAGUAAAAUAUAACCAAUCCAGAACUUGAGGUUAAAGAUGAUGGUUUUACCCGUACUUGAACGGACUCGUUAGUAAGGUUGAUGUUGACGUACUCUGCUAUAGACUGUAGACUGUAGACUAGACUGCUCUCCUACUAGUACGAGCCGAAGUAAAACACUGUUGCGCGCAUCGAUGCGUUAGCCCGGCAGUUAAUGGAGGCGGAUAGUAACGUAUCCUUAUGCAUCUACUUACAUGCUUUGGAGUUGUAUUAUAGUAAUCACAUAAUUAAAGUAUACUUUAACUCUCACAUAUAUAUAAAUUCAAACUAUUCAAAGUUUAAAAUUUAUUUUGUUCAUCAUAUCUAUAAAUAAAUAAAAAUAAUAGUAUUUAAAUUUUAAAUUAUUCAGUAAAAUUAUUAAUAUAAACAUUUUUUUUUAUUAAUUAUUGCAAAAUUUAAAUAAUUACUUGUAAUUUUUAUUAUACUAUUUUUUUUUAGUUCGCAUAAAUUAAAUGAAUUAAUUUAUAGAUAUUCUGAUUAUUUAAUUUUAAAAAUGGAUGGAGCUCUAAAACUAAAUCAUUAUCAUAAAUAUAUUUAAAGAAACAAGAAAUGAAUGAUAGAAUGGAAUAUAAAGUAAGGAAAAUAGUAUUUAUAUAUAUAUAUAUAUAUUUAUCCGUUUCAUUAUAAUUUUUUUUUAAUUUCAAAAAAUGAUUGCAAUUGUAUUAUAGAAAAUAAUUGUAAGUAUAAUACUGAAAUCCUGAAUGUUUACCGAGUAUUAUCGCAGUGGUAGAUAAAUUUUAUCGGGUGAUUUAAAUAUUUGAUAAUCAAUAGCCCGUCUACAUCUUAAAAAAAAAAAAAAUGAAUUAUAUAACAACAAUGUUCAAGCUGUAUAGUAAAACAAAAAAUAAAAUUUCAUAUUAAAAUAAAAAAAUAAAUUUUGAUUAAAUUAAACUUUAGCUUUAGUUUGCAUUCUUAUCAAUUUUUUUAUCAAUCAAAAAGUAGCAGAUUUACAUUUUUUCUAUUCAUAUAAAUGUAAUUUAAUAUUUCAAUAAAAAAAAAAAUAGUAAAUAAAUACAAGAGAUCUAUUGCCGCAAAUUUCAGCGAUUAAAUUGCAAUUAGGAUGGAAAUGCAUUGAAAAUAUGGAAAAAAUAAUCAACGUAACGAUGACUUGAAGCUUUUGCUCUGCUUCGUUAUAUUUACACUAAUUUACUUCAUCUUUAUCUGCGAUAAUUAUUUUAAUAAAGUAAAUUUAAAAAAAGAAAAUAAAUAAAUAAAAAAAUAAAUACAUUUUAUUAAAGUCAUUGAGACAAAACUGAUGUAAUUUAUAAUAGACAUAAAAAAAAAAUUAAUUAAUAAAAUGUCAAUUUUUACAAUCAUACAGCAAAACAGAUUAUAAAAAAAAUAUAUAAUAAUGUUAAAUUAUAAUUUAUAUAAGUUUAUUUUUCCAUUUCAUCGUCUUUUCAUUAUCAUUAUUUUAUUGUUAUAAAUAAACAAUUUUUAAAUUUAAAUAAAAUCUGUGUUCACGAUCUCUGUGUGCACAAAAUGCACGUGGAAAUAAAGUUAAAAAAUUAAAUAACUGACAUAUAUUAAUAUCCUCCAAUACAUCUGUCAUCGCGGAGCUUAAAAAUAUUAAGGAAAUUAAUUAAAAAUAAAGUUGAGUGUCUUGUUAACUAAAAAA